This is a messenger RNA of Phragmites australis (common reed), 798 nucleotides long. RefSeq lists its product as uncharacterized. Lineage: Eukaryota; Viridiplantae; Streptophyta; Magnoliopsida; Poales; Poaceae. The transcript is spliced from 4 exons. The coding region runs from base 73 to 528 and encodes 151 amino acids. Gene Ontology annotation, biological process: intracellular sterol transport. The record is from RefSeq and is a predicted model, not a curated record. Gene Ontology annotation, molecular function: sterol binding.
CCCACCUCGAAAAAUCUCUCCCCUCACAACCCAGUCCUCCCACCGCACGAAACCGCAGGACCACGAGUCGCCAUGGCGAGCAAGCAGGCCCUCCUCCUCGCGCUCCUCGCCGCCGCCGCCUGCCUCCUCCUCCCCUCCGCCUCGGCCGCCACCGCUGUCGAGUACUGCAAUAGGCGCAAGGACUACCCGGUGAAGGUGAACGGGGUGGAGAUCGUGCCCGAUCCGGUCGAGCCCGGCAAGCCCGCCACCUUCAAGAUCACCGCUUCCACAGAUAAAACCAUUAAGGAGGGGAAGCUGGUUAUCGAUGUUAAAUAUUGGAUCAUCCCUGUCCACUCAGAGACUCAUGACAUCUGUGGAGAGACUUCCUGUCCAGCAAGCGGUGAAUUUGUGAUAGCUCAUUCGCAAACCUUACCAUCAUUCACUCCACCGGGUUCUUACACCAUCACCAUGACGAUGCUGGGGGCUAAGAACGAGGAACUGAGCUGCAUCUCGUUCGGGUUCAGCAUCGGGUUCAUUGCCUCCAGCUGAAUGCAUUUCAGUCGAGCACUAGAGAUAUCCUGUGGAUGUAAUUAUAUACAACUUUGUGUCCCAGUAAGCUAGUACUGGGUCUACGUACACUGUGGGUGUUGCUAAGCUUGUGUUCAACUAAGACGUUUUAUCCAGAGUUGAACAUAGCAAUAAAAAUUCUGGUGCUAUGAAAUUAAAUUAGUGGAGUUCUUGUAAUAUCUUUCAACACAGAAUUCGGUCUGGAUGUACACGCUUCCUAUUGACGGUUCCUGUUUAUGAGACCUUGCUUUA